ACUGAGACGCGUGCGUGCAAAACGUCAUAUUAAACCAAUCAGAAACUUUAAAUGCAUAACGUGAUUUCGAGCACGUGGUCGUGGUAUUGUGCUCCAUAAAAUUUAUGAAGCUCACAAUUAGUCAUCUUUUGUUGUGACGAGAGAAUCAUCGUAUUUAUAAAACAACUUUUACAAUCAAUUGUAAAUUAAUCCAUUUUUGAUUUGAGAAAAAAAAAUUAAAAAAUGGGCUUAUCGAUAGAAAUAAAAGAGAUCGGCGACAAUGAAUUUAAAAUAAAGGCAUCUGGGUAUAUUUCAAGUUUAAUAACAGACGCAGAUAGACGUAAAUUUGGAGUGGAUGAUGAUGAUAUUAAAGAAGCUGUCGAUUGCUACAAAGGCAAAAGGCCAACGGACGUCUAUCUCCGCAGUCCGACUCCGUGGGGUGACAUGUACGAUACCUACGACCUAGACCAGACGGAAAAAGUAAUUAGAGUAAUAAAGACGAAAGUUAUCAGCGUGUCAAGUCGUCCGGAGAUUGUUACCAAAGCUACUCUUAAUAACACAGAGUCAGCAGAACCGACGACAUUCAACACGUCUAUUGAGAAAACAGUAACUAAUUCGGUGUCAUCUUCGUGGAAGAAUGAGAAUAAUAUAUCCAUAAGUCGCUCGGUUGGCUACGACAUAAAAGCGGCUAAAGGAGAUAUUUCGUUUAGUUAUUCAAAAAAUUGGGGUAGCACGGAGAUAAAAUCUAAAGCAGUUACUUUGAAAUCGGCAUCUUCUGUGCAGAAGACUUUGGGACCCGGUAAGUCGGCUACCAUUGAACUGAUGGCUCACAGAAAAGUCGCAAAAAUUGAAAUAACUUAUGAGUGCAGCUUAGAAGGCGACGUGGGCAUAAAUUAUCACGAAAGAUACAAAGGAUACCAUUUUCAUUUUGUCCCGAUUGACACUAUAAUGGAAGCCGGUGAUAUUGACAAUUCGCUUAUGGUUAAAGAAAUUAUCGAACUAGAAUUGUACAGUGAUACUACUAUUAACGUUAAAAGUUAAUCUUACUUUUGACAUUAAUUUUUUAACAUUAACUUUUAAAAUCUGGCACUGCUGCGAGAACGCGGACGAAAAGUUCCCCUUCCCAAGCAUCACUUUAGCAUCACAUACAGCCUAAACGAUGCUUGA
Microplitis mediator is the source of this 1146-nucleotide messenger RNA. Its product is annotated as spherulin-2A-like. NCBI's taxonomy places the organism in Eukaryota, Metazoa, Arthropoda, Insecta, Hymenoptera, Braconidae. The coding region runs from base 223 to 1020 and encodes 265 amino acids. The transcript is spliced from 2 exons. The record is from RefSeq and is a predicted model, not a curated record.